AUGGCGGCAAACGCGAGAUAUGACCACGUUCCCCAGCGGGACUCGUUUGAAGACCAGCAGUACACCCAAACCCCGCCUUCUUACCAGGCUACCGCGCCAGAGCCGCGCAGCGAAGAUGACAACGUUCCGGAUGACUUUAAGUUUGGAGGCACUAUCGCGGAGGCAACCCUGCCAAUUCGGAUGCAGUUCAUCCGCAAGGUCUACGCUAUCCUGACGGUCCAGCUCCUCCUCACAACCGUCAUGAGCUCCAUCUCCUUCUUCAGCCCCAGCUACCGCACCUGGAUCCAGAGCCAUUUCUGGGUCAUGAUGGUAUCCGUUUUCGGCGCCCUCGGCUUCCUCCUCGUUACAUACUGGAAGCGCAAGAGUUACCCGACAAACUUGCUUUUCCUCUCCGGAUUCACCCUCCUCGAAGCCUACUCCAUUAGCGUCGUGACCUCGUUCUACGAGUCCGAGAUUGUGGUCCAGGCGCUCAUCCUGACGCUGGGAUUGUUCGUCGGCCUGACACUCUUCGCCUGCCAGACAAAGUACGAUUUCACAAGCUGGAUGCCGUAUCUUGCUGGAUCGCUCUGGUUCUUGAUCCUCUUUGGGUUUGUGGGUGCGUUUGUUCCGUUUGGCAGCACGACCAACCUUGUCUACGGCGGCCUGGCGGCUCUGAUCUUCUCUGGCUAUAUUCUGGUGGAUACGCAGCUUAUCAUGCGCCAUUACCACGUCGAGGAGGAGAUUGCGGCAUCCAUCUCGCUGUACCUUGACAUCCUUAACCUGUUCUUGGCUAUCCUGCGGAUCCUGAACAACCAAAACAACAACUAG
This is a messenger RNA of Aspergillus calidoustus, 807 nucleotides long. NCBI's taxonomy places the organism in Eukaryota, Fungi, Ascomycota, Eurotiomycetes, Eurotiales, Aspergillaceae. The record is from the annotation of a GenBank genome assembly.